Messenger RNA from Xenopus laevis (African clawed frog), 2949 nucleotides. RefSeq names its product acyl-CoA oxidase 1, palmitoyl L homeolog (gene acox1.L). Gene Ontology annotation, molecular function: FAD binding; oxidoreductase activity, acting on the CH-CH group of donors; acyl-CoA oxidase activity. Gene Ontology annotation, biological process: fatty acid beta-oxidation using acyl-CoA oxidase; lipid homeostasis; fatty acid beta-oxidation. The transcript is spliced from 14 exons. Bases 26 to 2011 code for a protein of 661 amino acids. The record is from RefSeq and is a predicted model, not a curated record. Lineage: Eukaryota; Metazoa; Chordata; Amphibia; Anura; Pipidae. Gene Ontology annotation, cellular component: peroxisome.
UUAUUCCAGCCGGAGAGACAAGAGAAUGAACCCGGACUUGAGCAGGGAAAGGGCCGCCGCCUCCUUCAACCCCGAGACCAUCACCUACAUCCUGGAUGGCAGCCCCGAGAGGACCCACAGGAGGAGAGAAAUUGAGGGUCUGGUUCUCAAUGACCCCGGCUUCCAGCAUGAAGACCCCAAUUUCCUGUCUCGCAGUGAGCGUUAUGAAUUGGCCAUCAAGAAGAGUGCCCUGAUGGUUCAGAAGAUGAGGGAACAUGGCAUCUCCGACCCAGAGGAAAUCUACUGGUUCAAAAGAACCUGCCUUGGCUCUCAAACUGACCCCCUGGGCUUACACUUCAGUAUGUUCAGCAACAUGUUAGCCCAUCAAUUGACGGAUUUGCAGAAGCAGAAAUGGUUGCCCCUUGCCAGUCGUCUGCAUGCCAUUGGCACCUAUGCCCAGACCGAGUUGGGGCACGGAACCCACCUCCGAGGGCUGGAGACCACAGCUACAUAUGAUCCAUCCACCCAGGAGUUCAUCCUCAACAGCCCAACUGUCUCUUCUAUCAAAUGGUGGCCUGGAGGAUUGGGAAAAACCUCAAACCACGCUGUAGUGCUGGCACAACUUUACACACAAGGAGAAUGUAAAGGGCUUCAUGCUUUUAUAGUGCCCAUCCGCCACAUGGGCACCCAUGAGCCUCUUCCAGGUGUGAUGGUUGGAGACAUAGGGCCUAAGUUUGGGUUUGAUGAAACAGAUAACGGGUUCCUUAAGUUUGACAAGGUUCGGAUUCCUCGAGAGUAUAUGAUGAUGAAGUACGCCAAGGUUGAGCCAGAUGGAACUUACGUGAAGCCACUCAGUGACAAACUGACCUAUGGCACAAUGGUGUUCAUUCGUUCAAUGAUUGUAGGAGACUCUGCACGCAGCCUUUCCCGUGCCUGUACCAUCGCUGUCCGGUAUAGUACCGUGAGGCACCAGUCAGAGAUCAGAGCUGGCGAGCCAGAGCCCCAAAUCCUAGACUUUCAAACUCAGCAAUACAAGUUAUUCCCGCUGCUGGCUACAGCAUACGCCUUCCAGUUUGUGGGAUCCUACAUGAACCACACUUAUCACAGAAUCAGCGCUGAAAUCCAAGAUGGCAAUCUGAAUGAACUGCCCGAGCUGCAUGCCCUUUCUGCGGGCUUGAAAGCCUUCACAACAUGGGUAGCCAACGCAGGUAUUGAAGAGUGCAGGAUGGCAUGUGGCGGACACGGAUACUCCCGUUGCAGUGGGAUACCUGAUAUCUAUGUGACUUUUACCCCUGCAUGCACAUAUGAGGGUGAAAACACAGUGAUGAUGCUACAAACUGCAAGGUUUUUGGUGAAAAGCUACGAAGCUGUUCUUUCUGGGAAACAACUUGAUGGAAUGGUGUCAUACCUCAAUGAUGUUUCCCAGCACCGUGUACAGCCCCACCCUGUUGCCGGCAGAUUCCUUGUCAAGGACAUCAAUGACAUUCAAAAUCUGGUGGAGGCCUACAAACAACGAGCUGCUUGGUUAGUUGUGGCUGCUGCCAAUAGUGUAAACGCCGACUCAAAACGUGGAAAGCGCAAGGAAGACGCAUGGAACAAGAACUCUGUAGAUCUGGUCCGAGCUUCAGAGGCCCACUGUCAUUAUGUGGUUGUGAGACUCUUUGCGGAAAAGUUGUCUGAGGUUCUCGAUGUGGCUGCCCAUCGUAUUCUGAGCUCUCUCUGCCUUUUCUACGCGCUACAUGGGAUCAGCAAGAACACUGGGGACUUCCUUCAGGCUGGACUUCUGACCGCUCUUCAGGUAAAUCAAGUGCAGCAAAGAGUAAAGGAUCUGCUGGCAGUAAUCCGUCCUAAUGCAGUGGCUUUGGUGGAUGCCUUUGAUUACUCAGACACACAACUGGGAUCUGUUCUGGGCAGAUAUGACGGUAACGUCUAUGAGAAUAUGUUUGAGUGGGCAAAGAAAUCACCGUUGAACAAAACACAGGUGCACGAAUCCUUCCACAAGUACUUGAAACCACUACAGUCCAAACUAUGAUCCACCCAUCAAUUCUGCUGAACCCGAAUCUGGAAACACAAAAAGCAGUUCUCUUUUUUUUUUUGAUAACCUACCCUCGAAGUAAUAAAACUGUUUUCCUAAUUUCUGUCAAAUUAUGUUUAUUAACAAGGGGCCAAAGCAAUGUGUAGGCAAUGUAAUCCUACAUUAACAGAGAUCUUAUCAACCUUUUGGCACAGCCAGUUGUUGCUCUAGGUCGGAGAUGACGACAUAGCUAGUACAGUCCUGCCGACCUGUAGAAACUAAAGGCAUACACACCCUUUAUAAGAUCAGCAUUGUUUGUAUAGUGGUUAAUAAACAAAAGUAGGAGCAAUGACCCAUCUAACCAGCAGAGGUGCCUCCCUAAUAAUGUUAAAAGGAAGUGAAGAUCCAACUUACAAUAAACCUUUAAGAAUUAUGUAGUCAAUGAUAUAAUAAGAUUAGUCUGGGUCUAGAAUUUGAGCUGUUUCCCUGUUUCUUUGCCAGGCUCACUGAAUUGAGCAACAAGAAAUGAUCAGUAAAAUAAGGACAGAAGUGCUAAAGAGAAAUAUAAGCAAUACACAGUUAUAACAACAUCUGACGCACAUCCACCUGCUUUUUGGGUUACCAGCUACACUUCCCUAGAAACCAAAUGACUAAGUUUUGCUUCGAAUUGAUGCAAAAUAGAAAAGCAUAUAAAAGACUUAGCUCCACAGUGGAUAAGAAUACAUUUGUCAAUACACUCAAUGUUAAUCUAAAGGAGCGCUUGCUCCGGACUACAUGGCCAGAAAUUAAGGGAAUAUUUGAUUUAUGCACUGGACGGUGUUCGCUGUAAUGUUUCCAUGUUGUCUUUUGAUGGAUGUCAGAGACGGUGUUAUCUUGGGGAUAAAGAGAGACAAGUUUAAAAAUGUAAUUAAUCUGUUAAUUUUUAUGUAAAGAUUAUAAUAAAGCCCUGAAAUUUC